Messenger RNA from Symbiodinium pilosum, 1171 nucleotides. The record is from the annotation of a GenBank genome assembly. NCBI's taxonomy places the organism in Eukaryota, Dinophyceae, Suessiales, Symbiodiniaceae.
AUGGGAGGAGGCGACGUCGUCCUGUUCCAGGCGACGGUCGUGGAAAGCUGGAUCGGCGACAGCGACUCCUCAGUCGAAGCGGACGAUCCGCUGUCGCCGAAGACCCCCAAGACGCCCAAAACGCCCAAGACGCCCAUGGGGACGCCUUUGAAGAAGAAGAAGCGAAGCUUCCUGGAGCAGAUGCAUCGCACUUGCUGUCGAACAGGGGUUGCCGUCAGUGCAGUGACGGUGGCCAGAGAGGGUUGCGAUGCUACGAAGCUCCACUGGUUGCCCUGGCGGACGGGCGGUGAUGUGCUGCACAUGCCAAACUUCGGUCCUGGAGCGGGCCAGAACAUGGCCCAGCAUUUGCAGCACUGGAUGCGGAAGAUGCAGGGUAGUGCCUACAACUGCGUGGUGAAGUUCCGGUGCAGCAAAGGUCUCAGCUGCAAGUCCUUGUUAGCACCAUGGCCGGCCGCCGCUUCGGCGAUGGAUCAGAGCGCCUUCGAGGUGCCACGACUUUCCCCAGAGAUGUCGGUGGCCUUCAUUUUGCGGCCUGAGGUCGAGAACGAGAUGGAGGAGGACUACGCCCGCAUCCGCGACCGAAAGUCUUUGUCUGUGCAAGCAGCAAUUCUGUAUACCAACUCCAAGGGGGAGAGGUUGCUCAGGACCCACACGCGGAGCCUGGGGGUACCGAAUUCUGUGAGGCAGCUCUACCAGAGCGUGAAUCUUGCGCCGCUCAUGACAGUACUCCUGAAACAGGCUGUUGCAACGGCGCUGGACCCCGCGCAGUCGGCCAAGCUCCCGCGGGACCUGCUCAUGGAGAGCUGCUUGCAGAUUCUCGGUACUUUUCGGAGACGGUGCGUGGAAUACACCACCAAAAAUUGUUUAGUCACAAACAGGCAAUUAAUGCUUUUUCCGCUCUAUGUUUUGGCGGCCCGGAAAUUGCUCUACGCUUUGACAAGCUCCAAAGAGGACAAGGCUCAGGUGGAAGAGUCGUUGCACAGGAUCCUCAGGAUGCCGAUCCAUAGCGUCAUGGUGGCCCUGUAUCCGCGGGUUUUCCCCUUGCCGGCAGAUUCACCCGAGGGGGUGGACCUCCCCAGGGCAAGCGCUGCCUCAGAGGAGGUGGUGACCAGGGGCACCGCGCCGGCAUACCUCGUCACGAACGGCCUGGGUAUGUGGUAUCACCAGACAG